Molecule: messenger RNA, 2172 nt
Organism: Sparassis crispa
Lineage: Eukaryota; Fungi; Basidiomycota; Agaricomycetes; Polyporales; Sparassidaceae
Exons: 5
Coding region: 1-2172 (723 amino acids)
Molecular function (GO): nucleic acid binding
Source: RefSeq, a predicted model, not a curated record
AUGCAGCCUGUUUCUCGCCCUGCUUCAACUUCAACUCGACCAGCGAUAUCGCCAACUAGUCGCCCCCACCAGGUGAACACACAGACAAAAGUAUUUGACACCAGCCAUGGCCGACUCCUAUGCAUUGCCGAUAUUCGUGGUCGCCUUUCUGCGCUAAAUGAUCUCGCUCGAGAGGCUAAUGCGUCUGCAAUCAUUCAUACCGGAGAUUUUGGUUUCUUUGAGGCACACAGCCUUGAAAGAAUCAAUGAGAGGACUCUCCGCCACCUCACGAUGUACUCGCCGCUCAUUCCGACGGCGCAGCGGAACCAUCUACUAUCGAACGACAAUCCGCCGUCGGUGAUUCGCUCGACGGUGACCAUCUCGCUGCUAUCUGAGUUCCCCCUACUGCUGUCGGGCCAGAUCAAGCUGCAGGUGCCGGUGUUUACAGUAUGGGGUGCGUGCGAGGAUGUCAACGUGCUGGAGAAAUUCCGGCUGGGCACGUACGAGAUCGAGAACCUGCACGUCAUCGACGAGGCGACGACGCGGUGCAUAGACAUCGGCGGGGUGAAGCUGCGGCUGCUCGGGCUGGGCGGGGCCCUGGUGCCUCACAAGAUGUUCGACAACGGGGACGGGAAAGCGACGAUCGCGGGCGGGCAGGGCACGAUGUGGACGACGGCGCUACAGAUAGGGGAGUUGGUGGACACGGCGCAGCGAGUGUUCGACCCGACGGAGACGCGGCUGCUGGUGACGCACGCGAGCCCAGGGCGGGAGGGGAUUAUAAAUCAGCUCGGACUCGUGCUCAAGGCGGACCUGACGAUCUCCGCGGGGCUGCACUUCCGGUACGCGUCCUCGUACAACGAGUUUAGCGUGCAGGGCGACUUUGACGGUCUGCGGCACAAGUUGCUGAUCGGCAAGGAGGGCUUCGACAAAGUGUGGGAGACCGUGAAGAGUCAGGUGGACGCGGUUAUUGACGAGCCCCAGAGGGUGCUCCUCGACAAGGCGUUCUCCGUCGUUGAACGCAUACCGCCGCAAUCACACGCGACGCAGCCCGGGCCCGGACAGUUCCCUGGCGAAGAGCCCGCUUGGAAAAACUGCUGGAAUUGGAACUUGUGUGACGCCGCGUACGGCUCGCUCGUACUCGAUAUCAAAGACGGGCGGGUCAGCGCCGAAUUGAAGAGCCAAGGUUUCAACUAUGCAUAUCGCCGCACUGCGACGCCGUCUACUGCCACUGCAGGUACCCCAAGCACGGCUGCAUCUGCGCUCCCUGCCUCUGCCGGUGGUGGGCCUUCUUCGAGAGCAACUGGUACACCAAUUGCGUCCGAAAAGCCCCUUCCUCCUCAUUUCGCCACCAAGUCAACGACCUCUACCCCGCCGCCGCCACAGUCGCAAAGUGUCUCUGGGCGCGAGACCCCCAGGGAUCCCAGGCUCAAUGGUGCACCGAACAGCACAGCAGGUCUAGACAAGGCAGAAAAAGAGCGCUUGAAGCGGGAGAGAAAGAAGGAGCGGAAGCAGCAGGAACGUGUUGAACGCGAGGCUGCAGCCGCUAAGGAGAAGGAAGGGCCGGGUGAUACAGCGCCCUCCGGCCCUAGUGCCAGCAGCCCCACAUCCCCCGCCGCAGCGGAGAAAAGUGAGGUGGACGUUCCCCUACAACCCAAGUCCGGUAAGGCUACGCCGGAAGUACCAUCUGGAUCUGCACCGCCGCGGGAGGACGGGGUGACGUCUCCUGCGACGGAGAGUACGGGCGGCAGAACGCCCACGAGUAGAAGGCCGGCUAGGAAUCCAUGGACGAUCUUCAUGAGGAUGACAGUGCCUGCAGGUGAGCAAGAGGUGAGGGAAUUCUUCGGGGAGGCCAAGGUUGGGAUUACGCGCGUCAAUUACCCGCAGAACUUCCCUGGACGCGCGCAAAAGAUGGUAUAUGUGGAGUUCGGAGAUGAGGACGCUAUGAAGGCUGGCUUGGAGAAGCAGGGAGAAAAGUUGAAUGAUGCUAUACCGGAGCUGAAACAAGCGACGGAUAAGGAGUCGCGCAACGCGGAGAAUGGGGGUCCUCUGAGAGGCUUUGGUGGGCGUGGGCGAGGCGGCCGGGGCGCGUUUGCCGCAAGAGGAUUCGCUGCUGCAGGAUUGACGAGAGGCACCCCUGCCGAGAGAGGACGACCAAGCGGUGAAGAUGGUCCCAAGCCAUCGGAGGGCUCGUGA